Messenger RNA from Myiozetetes cayanensis, 1900 nucleotides. RefSeq names its product ladybird homeobox 1 (gene LBX1). The record is from RefSeq and is a predicted model, not a curated record. Lineage: Eukaryota; Metazoa; Chordata; Aves; Passeriformes; Tyrannidae. Gene Ontology annotation, biological process: regulation of DNA-templated transcription. Bases 349 to 1176 code for a protein of 275 amino acids. Gene Ontology annotation, molecular function: DNA binding; DNA-binding transcription factor activity, RNA polymerase II-specific. The transcript is spliced from 2 exons.
AGAGAGGGGAGAGAGAGAGAGAGAGAGAGAGUGAAGAGAGAGAAGGGGGGGUGGAAAUCUCCGACCCAAAACCCUGGGACAAGAGGUACGGCAGGACCACCUCUCGGCGAGGGACCGACGGCUCCGCUCCUCUCCGCGCCCGCCCGCCGCCCUGCCCGCCCGGCCCGCCGCCCGACGUGGCUCUCCCCGGGAGGACCCGGGGCUCCUCCGCCGGAGUUGGAGGUGGGCUUCAACUUUUGCUCGCUAUCUUCGCCGCCGUCACCCCGCGGUCCCGCCGGGGACUUCUGCCCGCGGCAGCGCAUCCCCGUCGCGGGUGGGGAAGGCAGCCCUGCGCGGCCCGGCCCCACCAUGACUUCCAAAGAGGAACCCAAGCCCUCCUCGGGGGAAGAACGGCGGCGGAGCCCCUUGGAUCACCUCCCACCGCCGGCCAACUCCAACAAGCCCCUCACGCCGUUCAGCAUCGAGGACAUCCUCAACAAGCCCUCGGUGCGGAGGAGUUACACUCUCUGCGGAACGGCCCACCUCCUUUCCGCUGCCGAGAAGCACCCCCCGGCCGGGCUGCCCCUCUCCGGCCGGGCGCUGCUUUCCCAGACCUCGCCCCUUUGCGCCCUGGAAGAGCUGGCCAGCAAGACCUUCAAAGGGCUGGAAGUCAGCGUGCUGCAGGCGGCCGAAGGCCGGGACGGGAUGACGAUCUUCGGGCAGCGGCAAACGCCGAAGAAGCGUCGGAAGUCGCGGACGGCCUUCACCAACCAUCAGAUCUACGAGCUGGAGAAGCGGUUCCUCUACCAAAAAUACCUGUCGCCAGCGGACCGGGACCAGAUCGCCCAGCAGCUGGGGCUCACCAAUGCCCAGGUCAUCACCUGGUUCCAGAACCGCCGCGCCAAGCUCAAGAGAGACCUGGAGGAGAUGAAGGCCGACGUGGAAUCGGCCAAAAAGCUGGGCCCUAACCCCGCCGUGGACAUCGUGGCCUUGGCCGAGCUGGAGCCCAGCGCCGAGGGAAGGGGCAAGGCGCGGCCCGGGUCCCCGCCGCCGCCCCCCGCCGCCGCCCGGGAGCCCGGUGCCCCUCCACUGCCCCGCCCCGCCUCGCCCCCCACGGAGCGGCCCCGCAGCCGCCGGGACAGCGAGGAGGAGGAGGAGGAGGAGGAGGAGGACGUGGAGAUCGACGUGGAUGACUGAGGGGCGGCCGGCGGCCCCUCAUCCCGUAACCCUCCCCCCCAUCCCGACAGCUCCAAACCGGCACCCUCGGCCCCCCAUCCCGGCCCCGGCAGCGCGGCGGGGCGGCUGCUCCCCUCGGUCGGAGCGAUAAGCAAUAGAACCCCACCACAGACACACACACAUCCCGAUUAAUUUAGGGUAGAGUCGAUAUCCCUCCGCCUGCCACAUCUUCGGAACGGUGCAAUUACGGACGGCUUCUGUAUAAAUAUUUAAACGUAUAUAUUGGAUUUUUUCCUUCCCCAUUCUUUUUGAGGUUUUGAUUAUUAUUUUUUUUAAUAGCUAUCAGUGAUGAUUAUUUUAUCCAUAAGGGAGACGCAUAAUCUUGGAAUAAACUCGGCUGCCAGCAGAUGUUUGGGAAAGCAGUUGUUUUCAAAGACUUCCAAAACGAACCACUUUAGAGAAGAUUUAAGUUAGGCUUAAAACGUCAACAGAAAAGAAUUAGCCACUUUCCUUUCCUUGCAUGUUUCAAAUGUGCACGAACUAAUUUUUUUUCCUUUUAAAAAUAUUUUUUCUUCUGCAAUCUGGGGAACUUGGGGCUGGGUUAUAAUGCAAGUUGAAAAAUAUAUACUUUCUUUUUUUUCUAGAGCAUAGAGAUUUGUCUCCAAUGCAAUUUCUGCCUCAUUUUACCAAUUAAAAGCUAUUUUUACCAUUUUCUGCUAUUGUUGUGCUUUUAUUAAAAGCUGCC